GAAGCAGAUUUGGGGGCGGAUCUAGUAGGAGCAGUACAAAAUAGGUGCGUGCGACUCACCCUCCGGCGCUCGAUUCAGGAUGUCCGGCCGCCACGAGAAGGAGAAAGGCGUCAACGUCCAGGUCCUUCUCCGAUGCAGGCCUUUUAGCGACGACGAGUUGCGGAGUAACGCGCCGCAGGUGAUAACGUGUAAUGAAUAUCAGAGAGAGGUGGCUGUGUCUCAGAGCAUUGCCGGCAAGCAAAUCGAUAGGGUCUUCACUUUUGACAAGGUGUUUGGUCCUAAUGCGCAGCAGAAGGAUCUCUAUGACCAAGCUGUGAUUCCUAUUGUACAUGAAGUCCUGGAAGGCUUUAACUGUACCAUUUUUGCGUACGGGCAGACCGGUACAGGGAAGACUUACACAAUGGAGGGUGAAUGUAAAAAGGCAAAGGCUGGGCCUAAGGGAGAAUUGCCUCCUGGAGCUGGAGUUAUUCCGAGGGCAGUCCAGCAGAUUUUUGAUACCCUUGAGGGCCAGUGUGCGGAGUACAGUGUGAAAGUCACGUUUUUGGAGCUUUAUAAUGAGGAGAUUACUGAUCUGCUAGCCCCGGAAGAGCUGUCUAGAGUUUCUGUGGAGGAUAAGCAGAGAAAGCAGUUGCCUUUGAUGGAGGAUGGGAAAGGUGGAGUUCUUGUAAGAGGUCUGGAGGAGGAAAUUGUGACCAGUGCUAGUGAGAUUUUUACUCUUCUUGAAAGAGGUUCUGCGAAACGUCGUACUGCCGAAACUUUAUUGAACAAACAAUCUAGUCGGUCACAUUCUCUUUUUUCCAUCACAAUACACAUCAAGGAAGCAACUGCAGAAGGUGAGGAGCUCAUCAAGUGUGGAAAGUUGAACUUGGUUGACUUGGCUGGCUCAGAGAACAUAUCUCGCUCGGGUGCUAGAGAGGGUCGUGCACGAGAAGCCGGUGAAAUCAACAAAAGUCUUCUGACCUUAGGGCGAGUUAUCACUGCUUUAGUGGAGCAUCUUGGGCAUAUUCCAUACAGGGAUAGCAAGCUUACUAGGUUACUUCGUGAUUCACUUGGGGGAAGAACCAAGACUUGCAUAAUAGCUACAGUCUCACCGGCUGUCCAUUGUCUGGAAGAAACCCUGAGCACGUUGGAUUAUGCACACAGGGCCAAAAAUAUAAAAAACAAGCCUGAGGUGAAUCAAAAGAUGAUGAAAUCAACACUCAUUAAGGAUCUAUAUGGUGAAAUUGAACGGCUUAAGGCAGAGGUGUAUGCUGCACGUGAGAAGAAUGGUGUCUAUAUCCCAAAGGAGCGAUACUAUCAGGAGGAAAGUGAAAGGAAGGCUAUGGCUGAUCAGAUUGAGCAAAUGGGCGUAACCCUAGAAACGCACCAAAAGGUUUGUUGCUGGGCUAUUUGUUAUAUUAUGGGACUUAGCCCGUUCAUUGUGUUGGUGUGGCUGGUAUGUAACCAUAUGGUUUGUGUUGAACAGAAAUUUGAGGAGUUGCAGGAUAAAUAUGUAGGUCAGGUUCGACAGUGUCACGAUUUGAGUAGCAAACUUGAUUCCACUGAGAAAACAUUGGAUCAUACUGCUAAAAUGCUAUCCAACACUGAGGAAGACUUGAUGAGAUGUCGCUAUGCUUUGAAAGAGAAAGAUUUCAUUAUAUCUGAGCAGAAAAAAGCCGAAACUGCUUUGACUCUUCAAGCAUGCACUUUGCAGUCUGACUUGGAGAAAGCACUCCAGGACAAUGCUUCAUUGUUCCAAAAAAUUGGUAGAGAGGACAAGUUGAGUGCUGAUAAUAGGUUGGUAGUGAAUAGUUACCAGGAAGAUCUUACCAAGCGAGUUGGUUCUCUUUGCCAGUUGGUAGAAACUUCAAUGGCCUGCCAGACUGAACACCUUGAGGGUGUUGAGAACCUCUGUCAGUCCUUCUUAUUGGCCCACGAAAAGGCGGUUAUGGAACUGAAGAAGAAAGUUGCAUCUUCCAGGGGUUUGUAUGUUUCUCACAUCGAGGCAGUGCAAAACGUUGUGCGUUUUCACAAGGCAAACUCUAAUGCUGGUCUGGACAAAAUUUUAUCUUUGGCUUCUGCCAAUGCACAUUCUAUUGAAGAAUUUCUAGCUUCGGAGGCUGGUGAAGCAGCUUCAAUAUUUCAGAAUCUUCUUAGUGGCCUUUCAACACAGCAGGGAGAGAUCACACUUUUUGCAAAGGAGUUGAAACAGAAAUUCCAGUCUAGCAUUAAUCAUACAAAAGAAAUUUCCGAGUACUCACAAGGAUUUCUACACAAGCUAAUGGAAGAAUCAAGAAGGCUUGACGAUCAUGUGACAAGUGUUAAUGAUAUCAAGAUGAAGAGCAUUGCUGAUUUUCAAAAGGCUUAUAAUGACCAGUCAAAAUCUGAUGCCGAGAAGCUUAUUGCCAAUAUCUCCAAUUUGGUAACCAAUCACAUUUGUCGUCAAAAAGAGAUGGUGGAUGCCAAGCUUGUUGAUUUCAGAGAAAGUGCAAUUGCAGACAAGUCUUUCUUGGAUGGGCACGUUGCCACCAUGGAUGGUAUCUCCACAGAUGCAAAACGAAAAUGGAUGGAAUUUUCUAUGCAGGCAGAGAAUGACGCUAAGGAUGGUGUUGAUUACUCUGCUGCAAAGCAUUGCCGCAUGGAGGUACUUCUGCAGCAAUGUGUAAGCACUGCUGAUUCAGCUGCGAAGCACUGGACAAAGACACAGGACUCUGUGAAUGAGAUGGGAAGUAAACAUGUCUCAGCUAUGGGGUCACUUAUCAGGAAUGCUUGUGAUAGUAAUGAACAACAUGACGUUGAAAUUAAUUCAACGAGGAAUGGUGUUGGGCAAGAUGUGGCAAAGGAUAGUGAGGAUGUCCUUCAGCAUGUAGAAAGUAUGGAUAAGCAGGAGCAGGAAUCUAUAUCUGGGAUUUUGGAGAUUGUCAAGGUUCAAUCGACAACCCUCCAGAUUUUCCAAGAGGAUCACUCCGAGCAAGCUGCUUCAAUUGAACAGACGGCUCGUGAUACCUUCCAGAACCAGUAUAUGGAUUAUGAACCCUGUGGUACUACACCAGAAAAGGCUGAACCAGAAGUUCCAAGCAAGGGAACAAUCGAGUCACUACGAGCCAUGCCAAUGGAAGCUCUUGUUGAGGAAUUCCGGGAAAAUAAUUCAUACGAAUCAUUUGAUGUGAAGGAGCUGAAACCUUCUCUUAUACCUCGAUCGCCACUUACACAACUAAACUAAUGCCGGCGUGAUGUGAUUCUAUCUCAGUGCAUGAAAUUCUGUAAUUUGUAUCUGUAUCAUUGUUGUGCACUUUCAUUGCCUCGAUACAAGUAUGAAGUAAUACAAUGUGGCCUUGGCUUGCCCCUUGUGCAGUCAUUGUGCCUAUAAAUCCAGUCUUUGGAUUUAGCAGUGUAGCUCUCGUAUAGGAUGGGAAAUGUAUAUUGGGGCGCCUACAUGUUGUUAAGUUAAUUUCCCCCAAUGCUGUGUUUCGGAAUACUUCAGCCUUUUCAGUCUACCUUUGGUUCUUAUGUGCUACAGCAUUGUAUUUACAUUUUCAAUAUUAAGAAUGUCUAGUUUCUAUGU
This is a messenger RNA of Argentina anserina (silverweed cinquefoil), 3544 nucleotides long. RefSeq names its product kinesin-like protein KIN-5C. The transcript is spliced from 22 exons. Gene Ontology annotation, biological process: spindle elongation; mitotic spindle assembly; microtubule-based movement. Lineage: Eukaryota; Viridiplantae; Streptophyta; Magnoliopsida; Rosales; Rosaceae. Gene Ontology annotation, cellular component: mitotic spindle; spindle microtubule. Bases 80 to 3202 code for a protein of 1040 amino acids. Gene Ontology annotation, molecular function: plus-end-directed microtubule motor activity; microtubule binding; ATP binding. The record is from RefSeq and is a predicted model, not a curated record.